Alnus glutinosa is the source of this 1660-nucleotide messenger RNA. RefSeq names its product phenolic glucoside malonyltransferase 1-like. The transcript has a single exon. Bases 20 to 1402 code for a protein of 460 amino acids. The record is from RefSeq and is a predicted model, not a curated record. Lineage: Eukaryota; Viridiplantae; Streptophyta; Magnoliopsida; Fagales; Betulaceae.
CAAAAAAUUCAAGCUAUAGAUGGCUUGCACGCACAAGGUUCUUGAGCAACACCAGGUUCGACCACCACCAAGCUCAGUGCCCACAACGUCUCUUCCACUCACUUUCUUUGACAUACCACUGCUUGCAAGCGAUGGCGUGAGAUGCCUCUACUUCUAUGAAUUCUCUCACCAUUUUACUCAAACUGUCCUUCCAACACUCGCACAUUCUCUCUCCCUCACUCUCCAACACUUCUUUCCCCUCGUUGGAAAUCUCAUCUGCCCCCCACCUCCCGCCAACCCCUAUAUCUUCUACACCCAGGGCGACUCAAUCCCAUUAACCAUUGCAGAGUCUACUGCCAUUUUCGACCACCUUACAGGCUACCAACCACGAGAUAUCAAAGACUUUUCCCACCUUGUUCCCAAGUUUCCACCAACCCAAAUGGCGAAUGACACCUUCGUUUUCCCUCUUCUAGCCAUUCAAGUCACUCUGUUUCCCAACUCGGGCAUUUGCGUUGCCGUCACAAAUCGCCAUGUAAUCGAUGGCCGGAUCCGUAGCCUUUUCAUGAAAUCUUGGGCAUCCAUUUUCAAAGCUGGAGGUCAUGAUUCUUCUUGUCUUGACAAGUCACUACGGCCAUUCUAUGACAGGGAUGCGAUCAGAGACCCAAAUGGUGUCAUGGCCGUUUUCUUGGAAGAGUAUUUCGUCCGCAUGAGAUCAAAAUGGAAGAAAGAUAUAGGCAAUACUGAUUUAUUUAGUGGGGACGACAGUGUUAAGGCGACAUAUGUACUAAAUCGAGCAAAUAUAGAAAGACUGAAACAACGAUGCGAGAAAGACAAUGAGUCGUCGUCAACCCCACAACAUUUCUCAAGCUUCGUUAUAACAUGCGCUUUCAUCUGGGUUUGCCGGAUGAAAACGCAAUAUCACGAAGGAGCAAUAGAUGACGACGAUGAGCUUUGCUACUUGGCCUUUGCAGCUGAUUGCAGAAACCGCCUCGAAUUUCCCGUACCCUUGACAUACUUUGGAAACUGUUUAGCUUCUUGUAAAGCAGCGGCCAAAACGAGCGAGCUAGUGGGAGAAAAAGGCUUUGUUGUUGCGGCGAAAGUCGUAGCGAGAGCAAUUUCAAAGCUGAAAAGUAAACCUUUAGAAGGGGCGGAGAAAUGGAUAGAAGAUAGGAAGAAUUUGAUAGGAAAGGGCCAUGGGCGUGUUCUCAUAGUCGGUGGGUCUCCAAGUUUUAGUGAUUAUCAGACGGAUUUUGGGUGGGGGAGGCCAAAAAAAUUCGAGUUCAUUAACCAUCCAAUAUUCAUUUCUCUUGCUGAUUGUAGAGAUGACGAGGGUGCUCUUGAGGUUGGGGUGGUGCUCAGAACUCGAGCUUCAAUGGACACUUUCUCUUCAAUAUUUGAACAAGCUCUAAAUUUACCCUACUGAUCAUUUAUAUGCUUUGAUCUUCAACUUCAGUUGUUGCAGAUGGCAAGUGCAUCGGAUCGUCUUGCAACUUUAUUUGAAUUAUCUAAAUAACUCGGCUAGCUACGUGACUUGUUGUUGGCCUUGUGGCAUUAAUGUAUUCUCUUUUUGUGCUUGAAUAAUGAUUUGGGUCUCUUGCUUAAUUGCUCAGAGGGCCGAUAGGUUUGCUUUGUUAUUUAACCUUCGAAAUUCAUUUUUCUUAUUUCAUACAUUGAUGGUACU